GAGAUAAACAGUUUGGUCCAAAUAACGACUAAAGAAGUUUGCAGAAGAACGUGUUUCUUUUGAAUCCAGUUGAUUUUUUCAGUUUCAUGAACGACACUGGACAGUUGUGGUAAAAUUGACCAACCUACCCAUUUCACAGCCAUUGCGAUAUUUCCUCUAGACGUGAAAGGAGGCGCAUAUACACAGGUUACGCACAUUGAAUAUCUUUGUGUUGCUUGGUGUGUCACAAAUAUUGUUGUGACAGGCGACUGCGGCAGAGUGAGUAAGCAACAGUGGUCAUCUCAUCACAAAAAGUAGUAGUAUUAAGGUUCUUUCUGGUCAAAUUAUUUUAUUUUUAAAAACGAACGAUGUCGAAGUCCUGUUGUGUAUACUGCACCGGAGUGCUUUGUAUACUUCUUUUAAUUGCGGGGAUAUCCAUGGAGUUGUUGCAGAUCUUUCCAAAUACCGUGUACAAUAGGAUUAAAUCGGAGGUGGUGUUAAAGAAGGGCACAGAUGCAUUUGCCGCCUGGGAGAACCCGCCUCCGCCCGUUUAUAUGCAAUUUUACAUGUUUAAUUUGACCAAUCCCAUAGAGGUUUUGGCUGGGAAUAAACCUGCUGUGGUCGAAUUGGGACCUUAUACCUAUAGGGAAUACCGCCCAAUGCUAAAUGUGACUUUCUUGGAGAAUGGCACCAAAGUGGAAGCAGUCAAUCCUAAGACUUAUGUGUUUGAGGCCAGCAUGUCCAGAGGAGCAGAGACGGAUCUCAUCAGAACCGUCAAUAUUCCAGCAAUGACGGUGAUGGAGAAGGUGAAGGACACCAUCAUCAGCGGUCUAAUCGCAAACUACAUGAAAGGGGAGGGCAUUGGCCUUUUCACCACGGUCUCGGUGGGGGACCUGCUCUGGGGGUACGAGGACAAGCUCCUGGAGGCCGCGAAAGCCUUUGACCCCACACUUGACAGUGUGUUUGGACUCUUCUAUAAGAUGAACGCGACAGACGAUGGUGACUAUGUGUUCUACAGUGGGUCUCAGAAUUACCAAGACUUUUCCAGAGUGGCUUUGUGGAAAGGCCAAAGUUCCCUGGACUGGUGGACCUCUGAUGAAUGCAAUAUGAUCAAUGGAACCAACGGCGCCUCCUUCCACCCCCUUAUCAACAAGAACGAGACCCUCUCCAUGUUCUCCUCAGAUCUCUGCAGGUCCCUGUAUGCUGUCUUUGAGAAGGAGUUGUGGGUGAAGAACCUGCCAGCCUACCGUUUUGUGCCGCCAAGUGAGGUCUUUGCCAAUCUGACCAUUAAUCCAGGCAAUGCAGGUUUCUGUGUCCCUGCCGGGAACUGCUUAGGGUCUGGCCUUCUCAACGUCAGUCCCUGCAAGCAGGGUGCCCCAAUUAUCAUGUCCUCACCGCAUUUCUAUCAGGCCGAUGAGAAGUUUGUGGAGGACGUCAUCGGCAUGAAACCCAAGAAGGAAUACCAUGAGACUGCUAUCGACUUAAACCCGCUCACAGGUAUCGUGCUGCGCGCCGCCAAGAGAAUGCAGGUGAAUGUGAUGGUAGAGAAGAUCGAUGGCUUCAGUCAGACGGGUAAUGUCAGCACCCUGGUGUUCCCUGUGAUGUAUCUCAAUGAAAGUGUCGUCAUCGAUGACGCUUCGGCUAAGAAGCUCCGGAGCGUUGUGAUCGUGAGCAACGUGGUGAUCAACAUCCCCUUCAUGGUCGUGGGCCUGGGAAUCCUCUUGGGGAUUGUCUUCAUGGUCCUCAUGUGCAGGAAGAAUACCCCAGAGAGCUCCCCUGCAGAGCGCCAGGCCCUGCUGAAGCCCUAGCCAGAGAGAGCAAGUGGGCCCCUGGACUGACCU
Molecule: messenger RNA, 1820 nt
Organism: Clupea harengus (Atlantic herring)
Lineage: Eukaryota; Metazoa; Chordata; Actinopteri; Clupeiformes; Clupeidae
Gene: scarb2c
Product: scavenger receptor class B, member 2c
Biological process (GO): protein targeting to lysosome; receptor-mediated endocytosis
Cellular component (GO): cytoplasm; lysosome; membrane
Molecular function (GO): scavenger receptor activity
Source: RefSeq, a predicted model, not a curated record